CAUGUGGCGUCUCUCCAUCAAUAAUAACUCAAAACAAGAAUGACUCAAACACCAGAGCAAAAUUUUGAAGAAGAAAAGAGCUACAGUGUAGAGAACAUGAGGGGUCUGACAACACCUUUACAAUCAAAGUAUUGGCACCCAACAGCCCAAAACAACUUCAAAAACUCAGAAAGUUUCAAUCUUUACCGUCACCCAGUUCAGUUUAAUGGAAAAAACAACAACCCCUUAUCAAGAAAAGUGAAACCCAUCUCUUGUUUUGCUUCAGAGAACCCAAAUCAACCAAUCUUGAAAGAAUCAAAGCCUCCAUUGGUAGUAGUUGGAUCAGCUAAUGCAGAUAUCUAUGUGGAGAUUGAUAGGUUACCAAAAGAAGGGGAAACAGUUUCAGCCAAGACAGGUCAAACAUUGGCUGGUGGGAAAGGGGCUAAUCAAGCUGUUUGUGGUGGAAAACUUUCGUAUCCAACUUUUUUUGUUGGUCAAGUUGGUGAAGAUGCUCAUGGGAAAUUGAUUACUGAAGCAUUAGAGAGUGGUGGGGUUUGUUUGGAUUACCUUACUACUGUUUCUAAUGCUCCAACUGGACAUGCUGUGGUGAUGCUUCAGUCUGAUGGGCAGAAUUCGAUUAUCAUUGUUGGUGGUGCAAACAUGUCUUGUUGGCCUGAAGAAUUGUCAUCUGAGGAUUUGGAGAUUGUGAGAAGUGCAGGGAUUGUGUUGCUCCAGAGGGAGAUUCCAGAUUUUGUUAACAUCCAAGUUGCAAAGGCUGCCAGGAAUGCAGGUGUUCCAGUUAUUCUAGAUGCUGGUGGUGCCGAUUCUCCAAUCCCUCCAGAACUUCUUCGUUGUGUUGACAUUUUCAGUCCAAAUGAAACUGAGCUGGCUCGCAUAGCAAAAAUGCCAACAGGAAGUUUCGAACAAAUCAGCCAUGCAGUGGAGCAGUGCUAUGACCUGGGAGUUAACCACGUCCUUGUUAAACUCGGGGCCAAUGGAUCUGCUCUGUUCACCAAAGGGGAGGAAACCUUGCGGCAACCCAUUAUUAAAGCUGCAAAAAUCAUUGAUACAACAGGAGCUGGUGACACUUUUACAGCUGCUUUUGCAGUGGCCCUAGUGGAGGGCAAAUCUAAAGAGGAAUGUUUGAGAUUUGCUGCUGCAGCAGCUUCUCUAUGUGUUCAAGUGAAGGGAGCCAUUCCAAGCAUGCCCGAGAAGAGAGCAGUGUUCAAUCUUCUUCAGUCAGUUUGAAGACUUGGGGUUUCCUUUAUCAUCUCCUUGUACAAAAAAAAUAAGAGUAUUGCUUCACAUUGGUGAAAAGACUUUCUUUAUUUCUUGACAUGAAGGUUCUCAGGUUGAUGAGUUGAAGUUCCGCACUCUUGAUUUUCAUGAAGAGGACUGCUGUGGAGCACUGGCUAACUUCAGGUAGCACUAAUCUGCAUAUUUUGCAGCUGAUGUGUUCCGCUAGUUAAUAUUUGGGAUUGAAGAUACAGCUCUGAAAUGCUUACUCUAUUUUUUUUUAAAGAGCUGCUGGUGUAGUAUAUUAUUUUUUGUUGCGCUUCUGUCAUCUGAGCUGAUAAAUAACUCCAGGCAGACGGUUAGCAUAGCUGGUCCUGUAUGCCAGGAAACUAACGAUAAAGAGACACAGUAUUUUAUUCUUGAGCCUUUGUUAAUCGUUACUGUUUGUUGCUUAGAAUGCCAGCUUUGAAAAUCUUGAAUGACAUUUGACUGUGUUUAAAGUGAUCAAAUAAGUCUCCUGUUCCUGACUAA
Molecule: messenger RNA, 1746 nt
Organism: Solanum dulcamara
Lineage: Eukaryota; Viridiplantae; Streptophyta; Magnoliopsida; Solanales; Solanaceae
Product: ribokinase
Exons: 6
Coding region: 40-1227 (395 amino acids)
Biological process (GO): D-ribose metabolic process
Molecular function (GO): ribokinase activity
Source: RefSeq, a predicted model, not a curated record